AUGACCACUCAUCUGAGCAAACAUACAGCUCUCAACUCAGUGCCCGUACAUCGCUCUUCUCAUCCUCGUAACCUCCACUCUAACCAUUCUCCGUCUGGUGGGCCGGGGUGGAGCAUUGCUCACGCGUGGAUGUUGGCGUUCAGUGGGAACUGUGCGAGCGCCAGGGAGUGGGGCGCUCCGUACAAUAGGGGGGGGGGGUGUCGGUCUCUCAAUUCGUCAACCAUCACCUCCUCGAGUCUUCCGUGCACCAGUCUCUACGCACGCUGUUCCUUUCACCGAUUUCCUCCGGAAGUAUCCUCGAUCUUCAAAUUUCUCCAGGGGGUCACGGCUGCCUUCCUUCCCUCCCGCACUCAACAUCUGUACCCAUCAACAUCAUCCCUCUCACUGCAGUCAAUGCAAUUCUCUUCUCCUGGUCAGAGAUGUAUAUACGGCAACCUCCAACCCUCCCCCUCCGAAACCCUCUCAGGACGAGCGGUCCGCUCGCUCUCUCUCAAUACCACGCACAUCCAAAUCCCUCUCCUCAGAAGCCUCUCUACCUACUCCCGAUUUUCGAAUCCUCCAACCUCGUACAGCUCCGACCUCUAUUACAAUCCAUCCUCCCCGGCUCUCCCUAUCUCCUUGGCGCAUUCAUCUUAA
This is a messenger RNA of Knipowitschia caucasica, 636 nucleotides long. Lineage: Eukaryota; Metazoa; Chordata; Actinopteri; Gobiiformes; Gobiidae. The record is from the annotation of a GenBank genome assembly.